Molecule: messenger RNA, 1010 nt
Organism: Closterium sp. NIES-67
Lineage: Eukaryota; Viridiplantae; Streptophyta; Zygnematophyceae; Desmidiales; Closteriaceae
Source: the annotation of a GenBank genome assembly
CCCUUUCGUCCAUCCGCUAGCGACGCGCGUCAAGGCGGCUAUGGCGAUUUGGGUGUUCGGCUACGGCUCACUGGUGUGGCGGCCAGGCUUUGCUUCCUCUGCGCGUGUGCCCGGGCACAUACGCGGCUACCGACGCGUCUUCUACCAAGGCAACACGGACCACAGAGGCACGCCGGAGAAGCCGGGGAGGACAGUGACGCUGGUGGAGGAGAAAGACGCCGUUACUUACGGCGUUGCGUAUCGCCUUGCGGGGGACGAGCAUGAGCAAAACGGGACUCUCCAGUAUCUGCUGCAUCGGGAGAAGGAGUACGACCAGCAGGUGGACAUUGACUUCCACACUGACCCAUCAGAUUCCCACCCGCCCGUCAUUCGAGUCCUGGUUUUUAUUGCAUCAGAUAACCCAGUGUCCAACCCAUACUACCUCGGCCCAGCGCCCCUUGAAGCCAUGGCAUGGCAAAUAGCGACAGCGAGUGGGCCCUCAGGGCCCAACUCAGAGUACCUGCUGAACCUGCAGAGGGCGCUCAGUGACCUGGGUGCGUGUGACCCCCAUGUGGAUGCGCUGGCUGCUCUCGUCUCAACCAUGCUUCUUCACGUCACCACCGCCGUCGCCAAUGCCGCCAGCACCACCACAGCCAUUGCCGCCGCUGCCUGUACCGCUGCUAGCACCACUGGCAACGGUGCCAACAGCUCUUCCACUACGUGUCCGAAAGUGCAUGAACAUGCUCACAGCUGGCAGCGGGAAUGCACAGGCACUGCUGGAUGUGAAGCGUGCACAUGCACCAAGGCACAGGGGCAGGCGGCGCUGGGGCUGAUUGUGGAUGCUGCUGUUGCACGUAUGGCGGGCUGUGAAGUCUUGGCUGCUCACAUCAGCCAAAACUCACAACCACUCUCCAGUCCAUGAUGGCCUUGCGUUGCGGUGUCUAUGGUAGCAGAUGAGACAUUUUGGGAGUGCUGUUUUAUGGGUGUUCAGCUGCGUCAAGUUCUUUUGCUUGAGGUCUUACUUAGGUGAC